Molecule: messenger RNA, 2349 nt
Organism: Gastrolobium bilobum
Lineage: Eukaryota; Viridiplantae; Streptophyta; Magnoliopsida; Fabales; Fabaceae
Product: CBL-interacting protein kinase 2-like
Exons: 2
Coding region: 663-2069 (468 amino acids)
Biological process (GO): protein phosphorylation; signal transduction
Molecular function (GO): protein kinase activity; ATP binding
Source: RefSeq, a predicted model, not a curated record
UAUUGCGUCUAAUCAUUUGAGUUGUAAGAAGGAGCUUAGAGCGUUAGAAUAUUCUCUUAUUCUCGAAUUUCCACUCUUAUAAAAACUCGAUGGCAAAUUGUCUUUCUUCUCUUACAUGUUUCAAGUUAUAACUCUGGUUACGUCUUCUUCCACUUCAUUGCACUCACAAACAGAGAACACCGAGUACAAAAUUACAUCUCGAGUCAUUUAGCAGGUGUGCCUUUCAUUAUAUAUUCUGCUGCUUUGUAAUUAAAAGGUUAACCAGGUACUGCUUUAUUCCUUGAUUGUUCUACAAAAGUUUUAAGAAGCCCAUAUUCUUCAGCUUUCUCUAGUGUCAUCACAAAAUCAGGGAAUGCUGAAAGAUGUGCUUGAUGGUCAAAAACUCCUUCUCUGAAGCUAUUGAGGUUGUACCUCCAUUUGAGCUACCCUUGUUCAUCCUUGACGAGAUUGGGUGUUUAGUCCACUGCCCAUAUCUACUUUGUGCUCAAGUAACUGAGGUGGCUAGAAAUCUCAGCCAUUGUGUGAUUUCCAAACAUGAUGUUUGUGAAGACGGUUGAGCUUUGAAUUUCUUGAGAACCAUUUUCCUGCUUUUGGCCACAUAAUUGCCUGUUCUUGGUACUAUUGAUAUUAGCAUUAGUUUUGUGCAAAAAGUUGUAAUAGAAAUGGAACAGAAAGGAAAUGUUCUUAUGCAAAGAUAUGAACUAGGGAGAUUACUAGGCCAAGGAACCUUUGCAAAGGUAUAUCAUGCAAGGAACAUUAUAACUGGCAUGAGUGUGGCCAUUAAAGUUGUUGACAAAGAGAAGGUUUUGAAAGUUGGGAUGAUUGAUCAGAUUAAGCGUGAAAUUUCAGUGAUGAGACUAAUCAGGCAUCCACAUGUGGUUGAGCUUUAUGAGGUAAUGGCCAGCAAAACCAAAAUAUACUUUGUCAUGGAGUAUGUAAAAGGUGGUGAGCUCUUCGCCAAGGUAUCCAAAGGAAAGCUCAAGCAAGACGAUGCUAGGAGAUAUUUUCAGCAAUUGAUCAGUGCUGUUGACUACUGCCAUAGCAGAGGUGUAUGUCACCGCGAUUUAAAACCAGAAAAUCUUCUAUUGGAUGAAAAUGGAAAUUUGAAGGUCUCAGAUUUUGGGUUAAGUGCUCUUGCUGAGUCUAAGCACCAAGACGGAUUGCUCCAUACUACAUGUGGUACCCCAGCCUAUGUUGCUCCAGAAGUGAUCAACAGAAAGGGUUAUGAUGGGACCAAAGCUGAUAUAUGGUCAUGUGGGGUGAUCUUGUAUGUUCUAUUGGCAGGUUUUCUUCCUUUUAGAGAUUCAAAUCUGAUGGAGAUGUAUAGGAAGAUUGGUAAGGCAGAAUUCAAAUGUCCUAACUGGUUUGCACCAGAAGUACGCAGGUUAUUGUCCAAAAUCUUGGAUCCAAACCCAAAGACCAGGAUAUCAUUGGCAAAAAUUAUGGAAAAUUCUUGGUUCAGAAAGGGGCUUGAGAAUCCAACUGUUACUGACAACAAAGACAAAGAACUAGCUCCUCUGGAUGCUGAUGGAGUUUUUGGAGCUUGUGAGAAUGGGGGUCCUGCUGAAGAGUCAAAGCAUGAACUAUCAAAACCUUGUAAUUUAAAUGCUUUUGAUAUCAUAUCCUUUUCAUCAGGUUUUGACUUGUCCGGUUUGUUUGAGGAGACUGAUCAAAAGAAAGAAGUGCGGUUCACAUCUAACAAGCCUGCCUCAAUUAUCAUAUCCAAGUUAGAAGAGAUCUGUAAGCGGCUUCGGCUUAAAGUGAAGAAGAAAGAUGGAGGUUUGUUCAAGUUGGAAGGUUCCAAGGGAGGAAGGAAAGGGCCUUUGGGUAUUGAUGCAGAGAUUUUUGAGAUCACCCCGGUUUUCCAUUUGGUGGAGUUAAAAAAGUCCAGUGGAGAUACAUUGGAGUACCAAAAGCUUUUGAAACAAGAUGUUAGGCCUGCACUUAAGGACAUUGUUUGGACCUGGCAAGGAGAACAACCACAACAAUUGCAACAUGGAGUAGUACAGAAAGAGGAACAGCCUUCUCAUUCUGGCAUAUCAGAGCUUGUAUCACAACCAACUUUGUAAUGAAUAUGAUGUCCCUAAAUUCCUUUUUGUAUGUUGUGUUUUUCUUCAUUAUAGUUUUUCAUAGAAUAAGGUGGUUAAGCAUGUUCGGAUAGUUGCUCAACUUGCCUAAUUAAUAGUUAUGUUUGAACAUUUGGGUCUUUUGUUCUUUAUCUAUUGACUAUGUUGGAAAUGGCAUUUGGAUUUUGCAGCUUAAAUGGUAAGCAUUAGGAACUUGCAGUAACUCUAUUAGCAUACCUUGACAGCUGCCUAUGUUCCCUCUUGAAAUAAAACUGCUUGACCU